Messenger RNA from Seminavis robusta, 936 nucleotides. The record is from the annotation of a GenBank genome assembly. Lineage: Eukaryota; Bacillariophyta; Bacillariophyceae; Naviculales; Naviculaceae.
AUGAACGUCCGCAGCUCCUUGAUCAGCAAAGUUCUCUUGUUGAUGGCCCUUGUGGCUAUCAUAAUCGUCGCCGUCAGCGGCGAUCAUCUUCGAAAGCGCGAUGGAGCCAUGGCCCGCACUGGUGGAGUCACGACUCGAAAGCUGGACUCCUCUGACAGCAGCGAGGACUCGUCAAGUAGCGACAGCGGCGACGGUGAUAGCUCCACCAGUACCGGCACGGAUGCAACGCCAGCUCCUGAACCAACCGAGGAUAGCGUAGAUGACACUUCAAAUGAAGAGGUUGAGGAGACGUCCAGCGACGAUGGAGCAACUGGUAAAGGAGGAGAGGAAGAAUCCAAUAGCACGUCAAGUGAAGAGGUGGACUCCUCUGACAGCAGCGAGGACUCGUCAAGUAGCGACAGCGGCGACGGUGAUAGCUCCACCAGUACCGGCACGGAUGCAACGCCAGCUCCUGAACCAACCGAGGAUAGCGUAGAUGACACUUCAAAUGAAGAGGUUGAGGUGACGUCCAGCGACGAUGGAGGUUCCAAUGCUACAGAGGAUAAGAGUGGUGGUUGGGUGGAUGCAUUUACCCCAGCAACUGGUAAAGGUGGAGAGGAAGAAUCCAAUAGCACGUCAAGUGAAGAGGUUGAGGUGACGUCCAGCGACGAUGGAGGUUCCAAUGCUACAGAGGAUAAGAGUGGUGGUUGGGUGGAUGCAUUUACCCCAGCAACUGGUAAAGGUGGAGAGGAAGAAUCCAAUAGCACGUCAAGUGAAGAGGUUGAGGUGACGUCCAGCGACGAUGGAGGUUCCAAUGCUACAGAGGAUAAGAGUGGUGGUUGGGUGGAUGCAUUUACCCCAGCAACUGGUAAAGGAGGAGAGGAAGAAUCUGACGACUCUUCUUCGGACUCUUCUUCGGACUCUUCUUCUUCGGAUGAAAAUGCCAGUGUGGAAUAG